Pseudoliparis swirei is the source of this 2498-nucleotide messenger RNA. It is a transcript of the gene amigo3, whose product is annotated as adhesion molecule with Ig-like domain 3. NCBI's taxonomy places the organism in Eukaryota, Metazoa, Chordata, Actinopteri, Perciformes, Liparidae. Gene Ontology annotation, molecular function: protein binding. The record is from RefSeq and is a predicted model, not a curated record. Bases 795 to 2420 code for a protein of 541 amino acids. The transcript has 2 exons. Gene Ontology annotation, biological process: brain development.
UAAUGUGAUCUGGAGGCUUGGGGCGUGGGCUGAGGGCGAGACAGCUGGAGGCUGUGAUUCACAAAAAAAGAAGAAAAAAAGAGACUUGGCGGAGAAAAGACGACGAGCCGCUACAAGCGAGCCCCCCGGCCGUCUCCAGAGGAGCAGGAACCAGAACGGACGGACACAUCCAGUCUCCUGGACUAAGGACCGGGAGGAGAGGGUCGUAUGGGCGACACAGCGCCCAGGGGGUCCAGAGGUCCAGAGGAAGCGAGGUUUCCUCCGGCUGGAAUAAAAGCCCACAACAACAACAACAACCAAAGGAUAAUGAUCUAAAAAUGGCUGCCACGCUGACAGGCGUACGCAGAUGACAUCGCCUCAUUCAACAUCAACCGCUAGAGGAGUAGCUGGAACCCAGCGAGCGCAGCGUUCCCUCACGGCGACGUUGGGUUUGUGAUCCGGAGUUUCAAAGCAAACAAGCCUCAGUGCCUUGGAACCGCCAGAGACUCAGAGACUCAGAGCCAGAGACUCAGAGACUCAGAGGGCUCACACAUUGACAUCGGUAUAUCCCGCAGCAGUUUGAGAGGCUUUAUCUCCACAUGUCGAGGGACUGGAACAAGGUAAAACAAGAUGAAAAACAAGUGUGCACUCUCAUGUGUUAGUUUGUCAGGACUCUGUUUGUAUCAGAUGUGAAUUACUUGGUGAAAAUUGAGAUGAAUCCCACAGCAUGAAGCAUGUAAAACACAUGUUAAAAAAGUUAUAAGCUGGGUGAUAAAAGGAAACUACAAACAGAUCUCUGGCUGCUGGCGGGCAUCAUGCCGCACGUUGCUGGGAGCAGUGGUUUUCCGCAGGGUGUGGCGGCACCAGCGGUUACGGCGUGGCGUUCUGUCGUGGUGUUGUUCGUUUGUCUCCUGCUCCCCCAGCCGGACCCGGUCCGGGCCGCCGUCUGCGCGUUUCAGGACUCCCCCCAGGCAGGCGGAUGCCUCUGCGCCUCGGACAUCCUCAGCUGCACUGCCGCGGGUCUGGAUCAGGUUCCACGAGACAUGCCCGUCUCCGCCGUCACUCUGGAUCUAAGCCACAACAAGAUCACACAGCUGGGGGACCGCAGCUUCGAAGGACUCAACCGGCUGGAGACGUUGCGGAUAGCGCACAACCGGCUGACUGUUAUUAAGCCAGGGGCGUUUAGAAACGCUUCUGGGACUCUGCUCCGAUACCUGGACCUGUCGUCCAAUCGGCUCAGUGGUUUGAAGGAGCUUUAUUUCCUGGACCUACCCGGAUUGAAAGAGCUGCUUCUGUUCAACAACCGCAUCGUCCACGUGGAGAGCAGAGCCCUGGCUGGACUGGGCAGCCUCCACAAGGCCUACCUCAGUCAUAACCUCAUCAAAGACUUCCCCUUCUUUUCUAUCCAGGAGCACAGCCACCCUCACUUGUCCGUGCUCGACCUGUCCUCAAACCGCCUGUCCAAACUCCCCCUGGAGGACAUUACAAACUUACCCAUCUCAAUGCAGAGAGGAAUCUUCCUUCACAACAACUCCCUGGUGUGCGAGUGCUCCAUGUACAGACUUCUCCGGCACUGGGACCAGAGAAGAUUUUCCUCGGUGACAGACUUCCGACAGGAGUACACCUGUUUGGUCUACGGUAUACAGAGGGGCACCGUGCGCUUCUUCCAGCACGGCCGCUACUUUGAAAAAUGCAACUUGACCGUGUUGAGUCAGGGGCUUCGACAGCAGGAGAGCGGCGUUUUAGUAAAGGCAGGAAAGCCGGUGCUGCUGCACUGUGUGACCAGCUUCACCGGACAGCAUGUGACCUUUCUCUGGGUAUCACCGAAUCAGGAGUACGUGGCACCGCCGGGGAACAACGGAUCGUUAAAGAUGUACGCCAACGGCAGCUUGGAGAUCCUGGCGGCUCGCGCCGAGGACUCCGGCAUCUACUGGUGCAUGUCUCAGGACCGGCAGCGCAAUGAGACGCAGGAGGUCAACGUGACAGUGGUGCUGCACCACGGCGAGCCGCACGAGCCAUUCAACACAGGAUUCACCACCCUGCUGGGCUGCGUGGUGAGCCUGGUGCUAGUCCUCAUGUACCUCUACCUGACGCCAUGCCGCUGCCCUCCCUGCUUUAAAGCCCUGACCCCGAACCCGGCCGCGGCGAUCCCAAGCCAGGUGAACGAGGCCGGAGCAGGGAGCGCCCAAUCCUCCAUCCUCACCCCAACCCCGCCAGCAACCACUGAGGGCCCCGGCCGCAAGGUCAGUACAAACAAGCAUGUGGUGUUUCUGGAGCCAAUCAGGGAGCAACAGAACGGCAGACUCAGGGCAGGGAUGGGAGGACAUUUGGGUCCAGGUUUGCUACUCGGGGCAGAGCAGCACUCAAAGCUCCACAACCAGAGGUUGGGGGAGACGGACUCCAUCUUGCCCAAGUUCUCAGACGCCUUAGCCAUCCCAUAGCAAUGGGACAAACGCAGAGACAGCGUCAUCGCCUCUCUCUCCCUCUGCUUCUUCCACCUCUUCACCACCGCCCACUAC